CCUGAUUACUUUUGGCCAAUCUAUAUUUGAGAAAUAAAGUUUGUAAGCUAUUUUCUUAUUAAUAUCAAGUAUUCUCUUUAUCUCAAUUUCUUUAAUUAUAGAUCAAAACAUAGUUUGAUUUUUGGUUCUAUUUUUGUCUAUUUGUAUUCGCACGUCUAUUAUCUCUUUCAUUAUUUUCAUUACUUUGAGGUCAAUCUGAAGAACAAAUACUUAUGACAAGCCAAACCCUAUUCAUCACCUAUAUUCCCCUACAUUUUUUAUGUUUGAAAUUUCUAUAAAGUUGGUUCUUCAUAAUCACAAUGAGAAAGGUGGAUUUGCUGAGAGUUACAUCGAAAGGGACAGACUGAGCAACUUACCCGACUCUCUAAUCCACACCAUCCUUUCCCACCUCGACACCAAAUCCGCCGUCCGUACUUUCCUCCUGUCCAAGAAAUGGACCCACCACUGGAAAUCCUCCCUCCACACCCUCCGCCUCUCCUCCCCUUCCUUCCGCACCAAAAACUCCUUCAAGAGAUUCGUCAAAUUCGUCCUCGCCAAUCGCGACCCCUCCUCCCCUCUCCGCGCCCUAAUUCUCUUCAACGAGUCCCGAGACAAGUCCCUCGCCGGCCGAAUUCUCCGCUACGCCGUCGCCCACUCCGUCCGGGAAAUCGACGUCUUCCGCCACUUGGAGCCCAAGGAACUGGAGCAGAUCCUCGGCUGCAAGUCCCUGCGGAGAAUCGUCUUCCACAGCAUCGAAAUCGGGUGUUCCGACUUCUCCGGAUGCGCGGAUCUGGAAGAUCUGUCCCUCACCGGGUGCACAUUCUUUCCGGGUCGGGUCACGGUCGGGAAUCUGAAGACUCUGACCAUAUUCGACACUCAUUUCCCCUACCACGAAUACGGGGAUAACGAUUUCAAAAUAUUCUCCCAGAGUUUAUCCACCUUCACAUUCGGGGGAAAGUGCUCGAGCUUUGCCAUGAUUCGUCUCAGAUUGCCGUCUCCGGUGGUUCUUCUGGACAAGAUUGAGCUUCGUCUGAUUCAAAUAUGCUCCGAGGAAUCCGACUUCCCAGUCGCCGUGAAGACUCUGCGGUGGAUGAUCUUCCAUUCGAAAUCACUUUCCCUUGAGAUGAAGGAGAAGAAGAAAGAGUUUAGGGUGAAAACAGAGUUAGUGGGAGAUAAACAAGUACGCCUGGCUGUCUUCAAUGUGACCACUGCUGAAACUGAGGAGUUCUACUGGAAAGCGGGGGAUGAAAACUUUGAACCCUUUUUGUCAUCACUUCUACUCAGGUGUGAGGAUCAAUACUUGCUUCGAGAGAUUAGAAGUUUUUACAUGGAUCCUGACCCUACUUCCUCGUCAGAGGAUGAAAGCCGCGGCUAUAUUUAUGAUGAUUACGGUUUGCUAUAAUAAUAUUGUCAUGAUAUAUCUGACGCUCCGAAUGCAAGUUGUUUUUUGGGUCUUGAUGACGCUCGCUCGCUCUUUGGAUCUUAUUUAUAGCUACUUCUCUUUUUACUUAAGUAGUAUUUUGGCCCGUGCAAGCACGGGAUGGAACGAUUUUUUUUUGUUGAUUUUAGACUUUUUUUACACAAUAUUUUUAGGAAUAAAGAAAAUUAUCUUUU
This is a messenger RNA of Cuscuta campestris, 1593 nucleotides long. The record is from the annotation of a GenBank genome assembly. Lineage: Eukaryota; Viridiplantae; Streptophyta; Magnoliopsida; Solanales; Convolvulaceae.